Molecule: messenger RNA, 2695 nt
Organism: Pocillopora damicornis (cauliflower coral)
Lineage: Eukaryota; Metazoa; Cnidaria; Anthozoa; Scleractinia; Pocilloporidae
Product: translation factor GUF1 homolog, mitochondrial
Biological process (GO): positive regulation of translation
Cellular component (GO): mitochondrion
Molecular function (GO): mitochondrial ribosome binding; GTPase activity; GTP binding
Source: RefSeq, a predicted model, not a curated record
ACCAAUCUAUAGAGCGAGCUAGCGAAACUCAUGAUAUUUUGAAUGGGUAAACUGUGAACUUGGAAAAGAUAAAAAGGAUAAUUGAUGUAAUCAAAAUGAGUAUUGCUGAGAAACUUUUUAGGCAGGGAAGUCCUAUAACCGGAAAAUUACUCGCAAAAUCGCUAUUUUUGAGGAGAUGUUUCACGUCAUUUGGUUAUUGCAAGGUCACAGAGUUUCUCACUAAAAGAACAUGGUGCAACCUUCGGCACAAUUUUCUUGUAAAGGAAACACUUCAGAACAGAAAUGGCAUUACAUGGAGUCAAUUUCGAAGAAUCUGCAGUCAGUCAACAAGCCAUGGAAUGCCUACCCAGGAUACAAUUGAUAUGUCUAUGUUUCCAGUGUCAAGAAUUAAAAAUUUUAGCAUUAUUGCUCAUAUUGACCAUGGAAAAAGUACUUUAGCUGACAGACUUCUUGAAAUGACUGGUACAAUUUCAAAAGACAAUGUCAAUAAGCAAGUGCUGGAUAAACUUCAAGUGGAGAGGGAGAGAGGAAUAACAGUUAAAGCUCAGACUGCGUCAUUAAUUUUUGAUUAUGAAGGAGAAACAUACUUGUUAAACCUUGUUGAUACACCAGGACAUGUGGAUUUUAGCUAUGAAGUGUCCAGAUCUUUAGCUGCUUGUCAGGGUGUUAUUUUACUGGUUGACUCAGCUCAGGGUGUCCAGGCACAGACAGUAUCAAAUUUUUUCCUAGCAUUUGAUAAGGAUUUACAUAUAAUCCCAGUACUCAACAAGAUUGAUAUGAAAACUGCUGAUCCUGACAAUGUCUCAAAACAAAUGGAAAAAUUGUUUGAUGUCAAACAGAAUGAGAUUUUAAGAAUCUCUGCAAAAACAGGAGUUGGAGUGGACACUGUUCUGAAAGAAAUUAUUGAAAAAUUACCAUGUCCUCAGGGUGAGGUGUCAGCCCCCCUAAAAGCUCUUCUGUUUGAUUCAUGGUAUGAUCAGUACAGAGGAGUGAUCUGCCUUGUUGCUGUUCUUGAUGGAUCACUGAAAAAGGGAGAUGAUGUCAUGUCUGCCUACACACAACAGAAAUAUGAAGUCUUGGAUAUUGGAAUAAUGCACCCAGGGGAGAUCUCUACUGGUGCUCUAUUUGCUGGUCAAGUAGGAUUUGUUGUUUGUGGAAUUAGGAACAGUAAAGAUGCUCAGAUUGGUGAUACAUUUUUCCAUCCUCAUGCACCUGUUGAACCACUGCAAGGAUUUAAACCAAUGAACUCCAUGGUGUUUGCUGGUGUGUACCCUGUAGAUCAGUCAGAACAUCUCUACUUAAGAUCUGCAAUUGAAAAGCUCACACUCAAUGAUGCUAGUGUCUCAGUUCACCCAGAUAGUUGUCUGGCUCUGGGUCAAGGAUGGCGUCUGGGUUUUCUUGGCUUGUUACACAUGGAUGUCUUUAAACAGCGGUUGGAGCAGGAAUAUGAUGCAAGUAUCAUCAUUACUGCUCCAAAUGUUCCUUACAAAGCAAUUUUGAAAAAGGAUGAUGUUGAGGUGAUGAUUCUGAACCCUUUGGAGCUCCCAGAGCCCUCUCAAGUGCACGCGUAUUUGGAGCCUUAUGUAAUGGGUACGAUUGUGUUCCCUGAAGAGUGUAUGGGCAAAAUGUUGAGUCUUUGCGAGAGCAGGCGCGGUGAGCAGCAAGAAGUACUUUACAUCGACGAGUCACGUGUCAUGCUGAAAUACUUGCUUCCGCUGAACGAAGUUAUCGUGGACUUCUACGAUGAUCUCAAAUCCAAGUCAUCUGGCUAUGCAAGCUUUGAUUAUGAAGAUGUUGGAUACAGAGAAACAAACGUUGUUCGGAUGGAUAUCCUGAUAAACGGUCAUGCUGUUGACGCCCUAAGCUGUAUAGUUCACAAAGACAAAGCCUUACAAUCAGGACGGUCCAUUUGUGCUAAACUUAAGGACGUCAUACCCAGGCAACUAUUUGAAAUUGUUAUUCAAGCUUCAGUGAGAGGAAAAAUCACAUCAAGAGAAACAAUAAAGCCCUUAAGAAAGGAUGUCACUGCAAAAUGCUAUGGUGGUGAUGUGACAAGGAAAAUGAAACUACUUCGGCAGCAAAAGGAAGGAAAAAAGAAGAUGAAAAGGAUCGGAAAAGUGGACAUACCACACCAUGCCUUUCUGAGUGUUUUAAAAAGAUGACGAUGACCUAUGGACACUUCAUUGGCGUUAUAUAAAUCCGUAUCCCUUGAUUGGCUGAAAAAACCAUCUCCGUGAAUAUAUGAAAUUCAUAUAUGUGAACUGCUGAUUAAGAAAUUAAUAUGGAAGCGAUCCUCGCAGUAAUGAACACUACUUAAACAGUACUGAAACUUAGGCUAGACAAAAAUUCAGGCCGGACAAAAAUUCAGGCCUGUACGGCCAGGUUAGUUCAUGGGUUCAAAUCCCGUACAGGCCUGAUUUAUUUAUUCAUCACUUCGCGGGUUUAUUACGAACCAACAUAAUAACCAGUUCCCAGUUGCCUUGUUAGCUCAGUUGGUGAAGUACUGUACUACACCGGUAUCGCAGAAGUCAUGGGUUCAAAUCUCGUACAGGCCUGAAUUUUUUACCAGGCGUUAAUUUAACUACUGCUUAAGUAGUGUUCAUUACUGUGAAGAUCGCUCCCAAAUUCAAUACCAUCUCCAUAACGCAUCUAUUCGAGGAUUUUCAGUCGACUAGAUGGAAUUUUAUUGAAUAAU